Messenger RNA from Saprolegnia diclina VS20, 891 nucleotides. RefSeq lists its product as hypothetical. NCBI's taxonomy places the organism in Eukaryota, Oomycota, Saprolegniomycetes, Saprolegniales, Saprolegniaceae. The transcript has 3 exons. Bases 1 to 891 code for a protein of 296 amino acids. The record is from RefSeq and is a predicted model, not a curated record.
AUGCCAAACAUUGUCCAGAAGCCCGCGCAUCUCUACUGCGAGUAUAAUCACGUCGAAUUUCCAUCGACGAAGGAAGGACCCCACCGUGCGACGCUGAAGACAAACGCAGCCCAGACCUGCGCUGCGAUUUGGCUCGAGUCGAAGAAGACCAAACUCCAAUGGGAGUGUGUGAUCGAAGACUUGGCCAAGCUUUUGACAACCGACUUCGCACUCCCGAGUGCAGUUAUCUUGUGCGCCAUCAAGGAUGGGCUUGCCGCCAUCGAUGGACCCAAUGCGCCAGAGGCCUCAGACGAAAUUUCUUCGAGUACGGUUGACCUUGUGUUGGAGAAGGACGCGCUGGCGCUUGGUCUUUGCAUCCACCUCUCGCCCGUGUGGACAGUGAAGUACCGCUUUGAGAUGGCACCCAUCGAGGUCAAGCUCAUCGACAUCCUCGAGGCUCGCAUCCGCGACCUUGAGGACGCCACCACUCGGCCGCAUAUUACGUUCUGCACCUUGACGACGACUACGCCAACAGGAGACGCCAAAGACUACCUGUGCGAGUGGACAGCUCCGUUGCCGCACGAAGCAGCGGCACUCGUCCGCAUCGAAGAUGACGACAAGGGCCGUAUCGUUGUAUUGCAGCCAGGUUUGUACCACAUCUACUGCACCUUUAAAUCUUUGACGACGGUGACGGGCGAAGUGACACUGUUCGUUGACGACACUGACGUCGGGACGGCGCCCUAUAAGUGCUACGUGCCGAACGAAGACGAGGCUAGUCGGUACUAUCAUGCUGACGUCUCGCACAUUUCGCAACUGACGGCUGGUGCUUAUAUUGAGCUUGACGCGGGGUCGAACGAUGUUGCGAUUCCCGGGUCCAUGACGAUUCGCAAGCUCCAACAGGGCGCUUUGUAA